Molecule: messenger RNA, 1994 nt
Organism: Alligator mississippiensis (American alligator)
Lineage: Eukaryota; Metazoa; Chordata; Crocodylia; Alligatoridae
Product: nucleolar protein 3
Exons: 2
Coding region: 1116-1706 (196 amino acids)
Biological process (GO): regulation of apoptotic process
Source: RefSeq, a predicted model, not a curated record
AUAGGGGCACGGGGGACUCCUCCUUCCCCCCACCCCCGCCCAGCUGAUGGGGAGAAACUGACCCCCCCCCCAGGGAUCAGGCCUACAAGGAACCAGGGAGAGGGCACUUUUAUGCGGGAAGAUACAGUAGAAACCUAGCCCGUGCUGCUAUUGCCCCCUCCCAGAAAUCACCCCCCACAUUUGGGGUAGGGGGCAGCUGGGUAUUGCCCCAGGGCAAGGACCAGCUGCUGCUUUGAACCACCUCCCAUAAGGCAACAGCUCUGGCAUUACCAUAUUUUCCCAUGUAUAGCGUGCACGUGCCUGCCCCCCCAUAUUUUGAGGCGGGGUGCACGAGGGGGGAAUCUGGUUUCUUGCCCCAGAGGGAAGCCCCCUUGCUGUCAUCCCCAUUGCGGCAGCUGUGUUAUUACCGCAUUUUCAUGCAUAUAACAUGCGAUCCCUGCCCCCAACUCAGCCCCCACAAGUUUGGAGGGUGCAUAUCAAGCAGGAAAGCUGAUUUUUUUGCCCCACAGAGAAACUCUCCUGCCUUGAUCCCUGCAGUGCAGCCUGGGCGUUACCGUAUUUUCUGACGUGUAAUGCACACCUGUCUCCCAGAGGCGAGCAAAGGGGCCUGUUGUGCGCUAGAAAAUACAGAAGCUAGAGCAUGCCGAAGUAGGGGUGGCUACGGCCCUCCAGCCUUUGGAAGAAUACAGGCCUGACUAAUUCACCCAUCGUAUUUCUUUGGCUUCGGAUACAACUUCUAAACCGCUUAAAAAAGGGGAGACACGGACAGCAAACGAUCAUAUUUAUUCAUGUAUCACAUGCCUGUCACUGCAGCCCACAUCUUCAUUGGGAAAGGAGGGUGGGGGGAAGUUUCCCAUGUCACUGCACUCUCCAGCAUCCAUUUCCAGCUCCAUUCCCUGAGUUUUGGGGGGAAAGAGGCGCGUGGUAGGUGAGUAAGUAAGGUGCCUCCCCUUGCCGCUUUUGGGAGGGGCACGGCUGAAAGGAAAAGGCUGAAUGGUUGGGCUCAGAGGUGCUGGGGGGUGGGAACUCUUUUUUCUGCCUCUUCCCAAAUGAGCCACAUGCGUGAUUUAAAGGGGAGACGCGUCGUACGCUAGAAGCUACGGCAGAGCCCGGCAAUGGCGGCUGGCAGCAGCUACGCCGCCGUCCGCGACCACCGCCAGGAGCUCGUGGACAUCAUCGGGCGCGAUCCCGAGAACACCCUGGACGAGCUGGUGGCCCAGUCGCUCCUCAGUGAGGACGAAUACGACGCCCUCAACCAGACGCCGGGGGCAGGGCCCAAGGUCAGGAAGCUGCUCAUUUGCAUUCAGAAGAAGGGGGAGGCGGCUUGCCGGGCCCUCCUGGAGCAGGUGGACGCCCUCUUCCCAGGCUCCGUUCAGGCCUUGCUGCACCCGCCGCUUCCCCGGCCCUCGCUCUACGAUUUCUACAACCCCGAACGAGACGCGCAGCCAUCGCGAUUCUCUGAGCGCCAGGAGAGGGACUGUGUCCACCCCGAACCAGCUGCAGGAGCAGGAGAGCAGGAAGAAGAAACGCCAAGAGACAAGGAGGGGGAGGAAGACAAUGAGGGGGAUCCCCAGGAGGAAGGGGAAGGGGCUGAGGGGGAAGCAGACACAGCCCCGGACCCGGAGGAAGAGGAGGGCGGAAGCCCAGAAGAACCAGAGCCAGAGCCAGAGCCAGAGCCAGAGGAAACAUAUUCAGACACCGAUUAACACCCCCCCCAAAAGAAAAAUCAACAACAAAAAUCAAAGCAUCUAGAACAUUUAAACAAGGAGAUGAAUGAGGGAGACGUGACAGUUGUAGAGAGGGAGGAAAAAAGUGAGUGUUGUAUACCAAUAAAUACAGUAACUGGCAUUAUCUGAGCAUAACACAAAGCAGCAGCCAGACCAGGAGUAAGGCCAUUCAAGCCAAUGGUGGCAUGAAUAAGGGAAAUGAGAGUCAUGAGUGGGGGGAAAGCAUGUUGUAUACUAAUAAAUACGGUAGCCGACAUUAUACACCAA